Molecule: messenger RNA, 3391 nt
Organism: Otolemur garnettii (small-eared galago)
Lineage: Eukaryota; Metazoa; Chordata; Mammalia; Primates; Galagidae
Gene: NKPD1
Product: NTPase KAP family P-loop domain containing 1
Exons: 4
Coding region: 670-3123 (817 amino acids)
Source: RefSeq, a predicted model, not a curated record
ACAGCAUCCUUCCCCUAUCCUGCUUUUAGUUCUUCAUGGAUCAAAUCCUAUACAUCUCAUCUCCUCCGAGUUUGCUGAGCCUCUGCCCAAAUUAGACCACUGCGAUUUCAUUGCUCCCCCAGAACUCCCUUCCCUACAUCCCUCAUUGCACCUCCAAUAUACCCAGCUCUGAAAUUUCAGUCACCCCAUAUUCUUGGCUGCUCCCCAAUUCACCUCGCUGGUUUUGUAUCCCUUCAAGCCUCAUCAGCCUCUCACCCCCAGAGUGCCCCUGUUUUAGUGCCCCCUUGUGUCACUCAGCUGCUACUCCAGCUCCCCCAUUUCCCAACUUCCCAUCUCUCACAUUUGCUCGACACUCCACAAUGUCCCAGCUCCUCAGAAACCCAGAGGCUCCCAAAUACUAGACCAUCCAACCGUAAAUUAGCCACCCCUCCUCUAUCUUGACACCCCCUCCCCCACUGUACCCUAACAGGCACCUCCCCCAGGAAGGUGACCCAAGAACCCAACCAAUAUCUGGGAUCAAACCUCUCGCCUAUCCAAGCUGUUCUGGGGCAGGGGAAAGACCCUCGCCUCAGUUCUGCUGUGUCUGCCCAAGGGGGCAGGCGACUGAGCCUGGCCUCCCCCUCCUGCCCCAGGAGGAGCAGGUCCCUCGCACCCUGCUGCCCUGCUGCUAUGUACAAACACUACAACGUCCACUUCGCCAAGGGUGCCCAGACUCCCACUGAGUGCAACUUCUUGGACCCAGAGUUGGGGCACCAAAAAGGAUACUGUCAUCAGUGGCGCCAUGAUGCAGUGGCCCCUCGAAUCCAUGGGCCUUGUCGGUCAUCCCCCAAGUCAUGCUGGCAGCGGGCCUACCACUGCCAACAGGGGGCAAGUGGAAGCUGGCAUCGGGGUCCCCAGCCCCCUGUCCAGCAGCAGCGGCAGCCUCAGCUCCUACUUCCCAAUCCCCUGCGGCAGCGGUUCUGCCCUACUCAAGGUGCCCAGAAGGGGCUACCUGUCCCCCAGGGACCAGCCAGCGCCCCCCAGCCGCUCCCCAUGCCCACCACCUCACCCACUGUGGCACCCAUCAUGGCCAGCAGAGGCCCCGCCCUGCCCUCAGCAGCCGGCACCCUCCUGGAGCCCAGCGAGCCCACGGAUGCCCGGCCCCUGCCUGCUCCUGCAGCCUGCGGCUCCUUCACCUCCUACGGCUCCGACAUCCUGACAGAGGAUGACGUCUACUGCAGCUGCCUAGCAAAGACUCUCUGCCACGUGCCUGUCCCUGUGACUGUGGGUUUCUAUGCCCCCUUUGGCUGCCGCCUGCACAUGAUGCUGGACAAGAUCACUGCGCUGAUGCAGCAAGAGGCGGCGCAGCGCGAGACGGAGGAGCUGCAGCGCGUGCAGUGGAGGCCACGGCCAGUGAGCGGCUGGAGUGUCCCGCGGCUGCUGUGGUACCUGGUGUUCCUGCAGCCAAUUAUCACCGAGGUGCACCUGCGGCGCAAAAACGUGAAGUUUCUCUUCAUCCGCUUCAGCGCCUGGCAGUAUGCGGGCACCGACAAGCUGUGGGCCGGGCUGGUGACCACGUUGUGCGAGGGCAUCCGCCACCACUACGGCGCUCUGCCUUUCAGCGUGUACUCGGUGAUGGGCAAUAAGCCGGUCCCCACACAGGGCUGCUGCCAGCGUGAGUGGCACUGCCGGCGCCGCGUGUGCCUGGGGCUGUUGGGGCUGCUGGUGGCGCUCGCUCUAGGUGUGGGCCUGCUCUACCUGUCCCUGGGCGGCCACGCGCCGGGCCACGGGGGCGCAAGCGGCAGCCUGCUCAAGGUGUUUGGAGGAGCGGCAACCACACUUUCGGGAUCAGGGCUGCUCAUGGCCGUGUACUCGGUGUGCAAGCACCUGUUCGUAAGCCAGCGUAAGAAGAUUGAGCGUCUGGUGUCACGCGAGAAGUUUGGCAGUCAGCUGGGCUUCAUGUGCGAGGUGAAGAAGGAGGUGGAGCUGCUCACCGACUUCCUGUGCUUCCUGGAGAUCUACCAGCGCCGCCGCCUGCGCGUGGUCCUGGAGGUCACGGGGCUGGAUACGUGCUACCCGGAGCGCGUGGUAGGUGUCCUCAAUGCCAUCAACACCCUGCUGUCCGACAGCCAUGCACCCUUUAUCUUCAUCCUGGUGGUAGACCCCAGCAUCUUGGCUGCGUGCCUUGAGAACGCUGGCAACAUGAAGGGGACGGCGGACAAUGGCUACCUCUUCCUUAACCGCACCGUCACGCUGCCCUUCUCCGUGCCGGUCAUGGGCCGCCGCACAAAACUGCAGUUCCUGCACGAUGCUGUGCAGAGCCGCGACGACCUGCUGUACCGCGAGAUCACGGGAAAGCUGUUGUCGCCGGCUAGCGAGGGUGUGGGGGGCGAGGGCGCGCAACUGCUGGCGGUGAAAACACAGACGGGGACCACAUCCACGCCGCAGGGCCACAUCGACGCUGAGGCGGGGCGACGCAUCCAGGAAGCACUCUUUUGUCUGCACGACGAGCGCGACUGCCUGUACGAGUACGUGCCCGACAACGUGGUGUCCAUGAGGCGCAUCGUCAACACCGUGCCCAUCACCGUGCGCCUACUACAGCAGCAGCAGGGUGACUUAGAGGGCCCCACGCCGCGCCAGGCCGUGGCUUGGGUUGUGCUCGCUAACCAGUGGCCGUGCCGCCUUAGCUGGACGCUGCAGUGCCUGGAGGACAGGCAGCAGGCCGGGGGCGCGCCCGAGGGCCGCAUGCGCCUCUGGGACGUGUUCUGCGACAACAGCAGCGAGCUACACACCAUGACCAAGGCAUUGCAGAAUGUGCUCGAUCUGGACGGCGACCCCGAGCUUUUCCAGCGCUUCCUGGGAGCUGACUUCCCCUUCACUGUGGCUGAGGCGCAGAGCCUGCUGAGCUGCACCGUCAACCUGGACCACUCUAUCCGCCGCCGCAUGGGCCUCAUUCGAGCCGUCAGCGCGCUCAAGCCGCAAAGCCCGCCUAAGUCUCCAGCCCACAACACCCCCCACGCUGCCAACGGAGCCGCUGGGGGAGCCUCCCGGGCAACCUGGCCAGGCCAUGCUGCAGGACAUGCCUGCGAAGUUCACCAACCCCGGGACAGGGCCCGUGGGGGGAAGCCAAAGCCAGCGGCCUGAGCGCACUUCAAUCCAGAAAAUCCAGGCUGGGUGGGCCUGGAAUGUGGGACUUCACCUGCCCACACGAGGGAGGAAGGGGCCAGACUGGGCCUACGAUCCAUCCAGGGUCCGAAUGAGGGCUGAACCUGUGAACUAGAGGAAGCCAUGGGCGGUAGCCCUAGAAAUAGGGCAGUAUGUGGUGCCAUGUCUGGGAACAGGCACUAACCAGCAAGGAGCUCAGGGUUCAAGUGCAGUAAAUGAAGGAGUAGAAAGCCCUGGUUUAUCUUUA